AUGGGUCAACAAGAGAACUUCAAACGGCAGUUGAACCAGCCGGCAGAGUUACCGGCGGCGAAGAAGAGGAUAGUGCUCGGCGAUCUCACCAAUAAUAGCACAACGAAGGAGAAGACGGAGAUGAUGCAGAAGUGCAAUGAGGCCUCUUCCUCUUCUUCCAUCUACAAGCAUCUUCGCGCCUUGGAGAUGGAGGUGAAUAGAAGGCCAGUGGCGAAUUAUACGGAGACAGUUCAGAGAGAUGUUUCAGAGAAGAUGAGAGGGAUUCUGGUGGAUUGGUUAAUGGAGGUUGCUCAGGAAUACAACCUCACUUCUGAUACCAUUUAUCUUGCUGUAUCUUGCAUCGAUCGCUUCCUAUCUACUCGUCCUAUCAACACUAACCACCUUCAACUUCUCGGGGUUUCUUCCUUGCUUAUUGCCUCCAAAUAUGAAGAGAUCAGUCCUCCACAUGCCGAGGACUUUUGCUAUAUGACAGAUAACACUUACACCCUCGCAGAGGUUACGCGCAUGGAGAGGGAGCUCCUCACCUCCUUGAACUUCGACUUGGGCCAUCCCACCGCUAAAACUUUUCUCAGAAUUUGUAUCAAAGCUGCUCAGAAAAAUUUUGUGCAUUCCAAGCAGCAACUGGAAUUCUUGGCUUCUUAUCUUUUGGAGUUAUGCCUACUAGACUAUAAGUGCCUUAAGUUCUUACCGUCCGUGGCUGCAGCGUCCGCAUUAUUUCUAUCCAGGUUUAUAAUCCAACCAACCAAACAUCCUUGGAAUAUAUCGCUAAUGUUUGAACAUGGAUCUGAUUCGAAGUGGAUGGCCUUUCCACGACAGUUUGACUGUGUAGCAUCUUUGACUGCUGGGGAAAUUCCUGCAAGUUAUUUUGAGUUCGCUGAUGAAUAUGCAUCAGAAGAAUUUCAUAUUCGUAAGUUGGAUACAACGUUGAACAUUGUCCGCACCUCCCACUGA
Molecule: messenger RNA, 951 nt
Organism: Abrus precatorius (Indian licorice)
Lineage: Eukaryota; Viridiplantae; Streptophyta; Magnoliopsida; Fabales; Fabaceae
Product: putative cyclin-A3-1
Exons: 6
Coding region: 1-951 (316 amino acids)
Biological process (GO): regulation of cyclin-dependent protein serine/threonine kinase activity; mitotic cell cycle phase transition
Cellular component (GO): cyclin-dependent protein kinase holoenzyme complex; nucleus; cytoplasm
Molecular function (GO): cyclin-dependent protein serine/threonine kinase regulator activity
Source: RefSeq, a predicted model, not a curated record